CUGUAAAUCAUCUCUCCUCUCUCUUUCUCUCUCUCUCUCCUCUCCCCUCUCUCUCUCCCUUUAGGAGGGUACUAGAGGAGGCUCCUCUGAUGACUAAAGCUCUGAGAGAAUCUCAGAUGAAGGAUAAGAUGGACAGAUACCCCCGAGUAGUUCUGAGGGUCCAGUUCCCUGACAGACGUGUUCUACAGGGAUUCUUCAGACCUCUAGAGACAGUUGCUGCUCUGAGGCACUUUGUGAAGAUCCACCUGCAGGACCCCCAACUACCCUUCUACCUGUUCAUUGCUCCUCCUAAAACCAUUCUGGAGGACCCAACAGCCACCCUCUUCCAGGCUGACCUGUUCCCUGCUGCCCUGGUCUACUUUGGCUCUGACGCCAAGACAGAUAGUUACUUAGAGAGACUUCUCCUGGAUUCCAGUGUCUCGGCCCUACAAGCAGACGAGGCCAUUGCUGGCUGUAUGCCCAGGUCUUCGCCCCCCUCCUCCUUCUCUUCCAUGGUAACAGAGGAGCCCCUUCCAGACCCCCCUGCGGGGACCAGGGAGAUUGAGGAGGAGGAUCCUAACACACACAGCCAGGCCCACAAACCAGUCAGGACGGACACCGGCAAGGUCCCCAAGUGGCUCAAACUGCCAGGUAAGAAAUGAGGAUUAUGACCAGAUGACUACGGCUACCAUAGAGGGACAUACAGAACAGAGCGGAUGCCCCAACACACUGUUCCUCCUACCUUUUUAACAUGAAAUUCCAGGUUCAAAGUGGAUUGUGAUGUAUUCAAACCCAUUGUGAAUCCAGUGUGCACUUCAAAUAGUUUUACAAGAGUUCAAAAACAUGAAACUAAUUAAUAAAGGAAUCUAAAAUAUCUCCA
This is a messenger RNA of Salvelinus namaycush (lake trout), 859 nucleotides long. Its product is annotated as tether containing UBX domain for GLUT4-like. Gene Ontology annotation, molecular function: protein binding. Lineage: Eukaryota; Metazoa; Chordata; Actinopteri; Salmoniformes; Salmonidae. The transcript has 8 exons. Bases 90 to 641 code for a protein of 183 amino acids. The record is from RefSeq and is a predicted model, not a curated record.